This is a messenger RNA of Pseudogymnoascus verrucosus, 1604 nucleotides long. RefSeq lists its product as uncharacterized. The record is from RefSeq and is a predicted model, not a curated record. Bases 179 to 1426 code for a protein of 415 amino acids. Lineage: Eukaryota; Fungi; Ascomycota; Leotiomycetes; Thelebolales; Thelebolaceae. Gene Ontology annotation, biological process: regulation of transcription by RNA polymerase II. The transcript has 3 exons. Gene Ontology annotation, molecular function: zinc ion binding; DNA-binding transcription activator activity, RNA polymerase II-specific.
CAUAUCGCCUUUGGACUCAGAUGGGGAUGGCCAAUCUAACCCAUAAGCCCGGGGAUUGAGCGGAUCAUUGAGUGAUUUAAAUUGUAUAUUUUGUUCAACCCACACGAACACGUGUGUUCGGCAAUUUCUAUCAUCUAACCACCAAAGCCCGACGCCUUCCCCCCCCAAAUUCUGUGAUAUGCUUCGUCGUAGCCACAAAAAGUCAUGGGGAGGCUGUCUCCAAUGCAAGCGACGGCAUGUCAAGUGCGAUGAAAGCCGCCCCAGUUGCGUUCUAUGUUCCAUGUCAGGCCGGGAUUGUAGCUUUUCAUCUCAGUCCCAGCCGUCUCUUGACAGACUCUCUGCAUCCAGUGGUUCGCCUCAUGAACCGAUAAUACGCAUACACAACAAUCGCAGCCAAAGUGGUAUCGCCAUACCUGAUAUCACCCCCUUUACCGCCUCCUCUAUUUCCAAUUCCGGCUCCCCGGAAGGGCUAAGUGCCAAUAAUCACCAUGACCCAACCCUUGACGAAACCGUCAACCCCAUGCAUAUGGAACUUCUCAUGCACUUGCUCCUCGAAAAGGAAAUGUUCAGUCUUGGUAUAAAAGUCGGUGACUACUCGUCCAAUAUCACCAUCGCUCUCAAGUUAGGCCUCAAAUCACCAUAUCUUUUGCAUCAGCUACUCGCCUUCUCCGCCCGCCAUCUGGCGUUCCUACAUCCCUAUCGGUCAGCCUCUUACCUCCACCAGGCCGUCACCUUGCAAACCUGCGCCGUCUCGCUCUUCAACGCCGCCUGGACCGAUUUUGACCAAUCAAACUGCGUCGAGGUGCUCCUCUUCUCGUCGAUCUUAGGGCACCAUCUCCUCACUGACACUCUCGCAAAACGGGAUGAGGGUGGGCUGGUGCCGUUUAUAACACACUAUAUCCAGUGCGUCGAGGUUCACAGGGGAAUCUACACUAUUGCUCGCACCGUGUGGCCAUCGCUAAUGGACUCGGAGCUUGGGCCAAUCCUUUCACUGACCGCGGAGUUUACCUCGAGGCUGCCCAAGGGUAGCCACUGCCAACAAAUCAGGGAGCUUGUGGACUGCUCCGACGGGUUGGGAAAAGAGGCCAAGACGGCAUGUCAAAUAGCGAUCGAUUACCUUCAAGUCGGGUUUGAUGCGGUGGUAGCGGAUGAAGAGACACAUGGAGUCCGACAUCAGAUGAUAUUCUCCUGGACGCUACUGGUGCCGCCGGAGCUCACAGACUUGUUUGCCGCUAAGCAGCCGGAAGCAUUGGUCUUACUGGCGUAUUAUGCGGUUUUGUUGCAUCAUGGAAGAAAUAUGUGGCAGGUUGGAGACUCAGGGGCGUACAUAUUAGGCAUUGUUGUGGAGUAUCUCGGCCCCGAGUGGGAUCGUUGGCUUAAAUACCCACAUGAGAUGGUAGCAAGCGGACUUGAGGAUCCCACCUAAUCAUAUAUCAAGCCAUGCUGUGUUUGAACAUAUAUUCAUGAACCCAGCGUCUUCUAUUGAUAUGGAAUAGACGUGGGAUGACCCGCUGCCCGAAAGUUUAACCACAAGAACGCCCCCCAUAAUAAUUGCAAUGUCAUAACUGCUACCUUUCGCCGCCCAUAAUUCUCAAAACCCUCUC